Molecule: messenger RNA, 834 nt
Organism: Clonostachys rhizophaga
Lineage: Eukaryota; Fungi; Ascomycota; Sordariomycetes; Hypocreales; Bionectriaceae
Source: the annotation of a GenBank genome assembly
AUGACAUGUCUCUUGGGUAGUGUACUUCAAAAGGCCAAGGAGAAUCCUAUGCUUGAUGGGGUUCUCGAAUCGAGAGUCAAGCGCGUGCAUAUUGAGUUUUCCGACAGUGAAAACCAAACAAAGCCUCACGUUGUGUUGAGGCUUAUACUCAACGAAGGGGUCCUAGCCUUGCAGGAAAAAGGUCGCUGGAAAUCUGCUGGGAGUUGCAUGUUCGACUCGAACAACCGACAGCAAGUUGAAGGUGCUGAAUCCGGAGUUGUUUUUCGGGUUCACGAGCUCUUCAAGGGGCAAACCUGGCAGAUGCACAAGGAUAGCACUAUUGCCUUCAUUUACGACGUGGACCCUGUACAUACAGUCAAGGAGUACGUCAAUGUCAUACUCGGCAAACACAAGGGCCUUCCGGAUGGAGAGAAGUCAAAUCUAUCCUGGUUUGUGCUCACCAGUGUGGAUGAGCACACCCUAGAUGGAUGCCGCGAUGUCGUGACUCAAUGGGUCAUCAGACUUCAUAGGAUGGGAUUCAUGAAUUGGAUCGCUGAUCGUGCCAUGUUAGACGACAAGGAACAGUGCAUACGCUUCCCGCAAGAGUUCGACGCGUUCAUUGCGAGGAGGUUCAAGAACCUCCGGACGGGUUUGAAAAAGCUCAACACUACUCCCAAGGUCGAAAUGACUGGCGAUUACAUCCCCAUGCGCUUCGGGCAUUUUCAAGACACAGCAGUCGCUCGCAUCAUCCAGUAUGGCGAGAUUAUGCUUCCCUAUAGUUACCCAGCUGCGACAAGAACGGAUAGGCGGGAUGAUUGUAUCAUUGUUCCUAGCCCCAGCACCCCCAUGAAAUGA